CCCAGGCGCGGGUCCCGCGUGCUGGAGCGCGCCCUCGCCUGCUGCAGGUGGGCGGCAGAAGUCCGGGCGGCGAGGCUCAGCGCGGCUCCCCGCGCCGGGGGUACCCGAGCCGGGCAGCGGCCCGGGACCUGCCCCGCGACCUCGCGGGGAGAGCCGGGGCGCAGGAGACAGACGGCCCGCGCUGUGCCUGUCAGCCAGGGGGCCGGCCGAGCUAGCAGGGAGGCUUGAGGAAAUCGAUGUGAAACUGAACAGGAAAUCUUAGUUGAGGAGCGCAAGCUGUGUGGAUCAGCGUGGGUCUGCGCGGAAGCUGAAGUUACUGGAAACUGUUGGAAAAUACAUCAAGUCUCACACUCAGGUGCUCCUGGAACCAUGAACAACAAUGGAACAGACCCGGCCAUCGGAUACAUCUGCUCCUCCAUAGCUAUUCUUUUGUUUGGCUCAAACUUUGUGCCACUGAAAAAAUGUGACACUGGUGAUGGUAUGUUUCUCCAGUGGAUCCUUUGUGCUGCCAUAUGGUUGGUUGCCUUGGUGGUCAAUCUGAUACUGCAUUGCCCUAAGUUUUGGCCUUUUGCAAUGCUUGGGGGCUGCAUUUGGGCAACAGGGAACAUUGCUGUUGUCCCAAUUAUCAAAACCAUUGGUUUAGGCCUUGGAAUCUUAAUCUGGGGAUCAUUUAACGCCUUGACUGGCUGGGCAAGCUCAAGGUUCGGCUGGUUUGGAAUGGAUGCAGAAGAAGUACCAAAACCACUGCUGAAUUACAUUGGAGCUGGACUAUCAGUAGUAAGGCCAUCAGCGGGAAGCUGGAUCAGAAGUGGAGCAGUGGGAACUUGAACUGGUACCCCGCAGGUGGCAGCCUAACCCACUUCACCACAGCACCAGCCUUCUUUGUGACUGUUUUUAAGAAAAAAUAAGACUCAAACACAAGCACUGUGAUACUGCAGCAGCUGCUGGGUGCCUUUGGGUGUAAGGUGUAUACAUACAUGUGCACACGUUAUACAAAUGGAUGAUUUGUGUCCAGGCAGCACAAUAACAUAGCAUGGCAUCACAUUUCAUCAUACUACUCGGAACAUUGUGCAAUUUAAAACUUAAAAUUUGCUUAUUUCUGGAAUUUUCCAUUUAAUUUUUUCAGACCAUGGUUAAUCAUGGAUAACAGUGGGGACACCAGUACUCACUCUGUUAACUGGUUUCCACUUUGUGUCUCCCCACUUGUUUUUGGCCCAACUAGAUAAACAGUCUCUCCCCUGUGAAAACUCCUACUUUUCUGAGGUAUCUGUUUUUUUGGAUGUGUGUGUGUCUAGUUGCAUGCACUCUAUAAAUGGGAUGAAAAUGACUGAAUCUCUAUGUGGCAAUGUCGUCAAUAAAACCUAAAGGGAAUUAGGUCACCUUAAAUUUAGUCCCUUUUUCUCUCUGAACUCCGUUUGUAUUCCCUGUCAGUACCACACAUAAUGAAUGGCACUGCCUGCAAAGAUUUUAGUACCUUUUAUUCUUCAAAGAAAGAACAGUGUGUUUUCCUUCCUCCAGCAAUGAUAGCUUUUCCCUGGCCUCAUUCUGGAGCAGGAGCAGUCUCUUGUCAUUGAAAUGUUGCCUUAGGGAGUGGUCCCAGGCCUAUAUAGCCUAAGAAACAGACUACGUAGAUUAUUCUGAAGUAGUAGAUUCAGGACACUUUUGAUUAGAGGCACUGUCAUACAGGAUUCUAGCUUUGAUUAGCUUGCUCUCUGUGAAGCACUUUCUUUGUACCCAGAAGUUGAGAUAUGGUAUGCCUUAAUUUUGGCAUAUUAUCUGGUAAUUUGAGGCCUGUUUACCUAGUCGACUAGGCAUUGUUUUUCAUUUUCUAAAAGAAAGUGUACUCUUUACAUUACAAAUUCAUCUUUUGUUUUCUACCUCUUCUGCCUAUUUGACCUUGAGCAGAUCCCUUCAUUUCCUCAAGCCUUGGUUUCUUCUUCUCUAAAGAAAGGAUAGCAACAAGUUUAUCAGCUAUUUUAAGGAUUAAAUUAAAUAAAAUAUAAGUGCAUAGAAUAGUGCUAGGCAUAUCAGUAAUGUUGUGAGUAUAGUUUCCAUUUAUAAUUAUCUUCAUGAGUAAGUGUUCAUGUUCAAUUAAUAUUUCCCCCUUGGGCAUGCGCUCUCCAAAUUUAUGCUACACUGUUCAGUCUUCUUGAGGAAUCUUGGAGUCCAGCUUGAAGCUUGGUAUCAUGGGAAUAUAAUUCUCCCUUCCUGUCACAUGCCCAGGCUCCCUUCCAUGCCUCUCUUAUGGGGAGAGACCUGCAAUCUGUUAGUUCAUGAGUUUAACUUAAAUCAGUUUUUUUCUAAAAGAUGUUCAUUGAAUAAACUUGGAGCUUCAUGGUCAGCAUAAAGAAACUUGGAUUAUGGUUGUCUUGGUUUAGAAUGUUGAUUUUAUUUUUAUAAUUGAAAUUGUUGCUUCCAUCCUCUGUACACUUCAUUAAAGAGUUGGUUAGAUCGUAUCUAGCCCUAUAUUUUCCCUGUUUGGCAUAUAAGACAAGUGCUAGUUGGUGUGUAUAAGAUAAACCAUUCUAGGUAUUUCACAUAGGGGAAAAUUGAACACAGGGAAUUAG
This is a messenger RNA of Lepus europaeus (European hare), 2567 nucleotides long. RefSeq names its product transmembrane protein 144-like. Lineage: Eukaryota; Metazoa; Chordata; Mammalia; Lagomorpha; Leporidae. The transcript has 6 exons. Gene Ontology annotation, cellular component: membrane. Gene Ontology annotation, molecular function: carbohydrate transmembrane transporter activity. The record is from RefSeq and is a predicted model, not a curated record. Bases 370 to 828 code for a protein of 152 amino acids. Gene Ontology annotation, biological process: carbohydrate transmembrane transport.